Messenger RNA from Tauraco erythrolophus (red-crested turaco), 212 nucleotides. The record is from RefSeq and is a predicted model, not a curated record. Lineage: Eukaryota; Metazoa; Chordata; Aves; Musophagiformes; Musophagidae.
GUGCCCUCGGGUGCUUCGCCCAAAUCACCCCCUCGCUGUACCUGAGCUGGGGCAGUGUCACCUCCAACCAGCACCUGCUCCUCUCCCAGGGAAUCACCUGCGUCAUCAACACCACCAUCGAGAUUCCCAAUUUCAACUGGCCCCGGUUUGAAUAUGUGAAAGUGCCUUUGGCUGACAGGACCAAUGUCCCUGAUGCCAAAAAUCCGGGAUAA